Vigna angularis (adzuki bean) is the source of this 2747-nucleotide messenger RNA. Its product is annotated as putative UDP-rhamnose:rhamnosyltransferase 1. The record is from RefSeq and is a predicted model, not a curated record. Gene Ontology annotation, molecular function: UDP-glycosyltransferase activity. The transcript has 6 exons. NCBI's taxonomy places the organism in Eukaryota, Viridiplantae, Streptophyta, Magnoliopsida, Fabales, Fabaceae. Bases 1 to 2514 code for a protein of 837 amino acids.
AUGGAGACUUGGGCUCCCUGCUGCCAGCGUGUGCUUCUCUUUAGAAGGUCCAGAUCCCACUGCUUCCCUCUCAUUCCAGGACGUGGCAGUUGGACUUCCCUUCCUUGUGCACCAGGCCGUAGCAGUAAUUCUCCAAGGAUCCAGCACCGUAAGCUUGCUGGACGCGUGAAGCUUGCUGGACCGCCCCCUACGUGCUGCUGUGUGCUCCCAUUUGAUUGCUCAUGGGCCGUGGUGCUUUCUUCAAAGCUGUUGGGUGAUCUUUACUCCAAGCACCUCUUCACGUGGACUAGGCCGUGUGAUUUUAUGCAAGAUACAAUUAGGACGAGAAGCAACAAAAGUUCUGAACCUCUUCUUGAAGGACUUGAGACUAGUAGGAGGCCACUGAGAAAGACAUUAUCCAGGGUACCUUCUCUAGAAAAAAUUUCACAGGCCUUAGAAUUAGAUCAAGAAAGCAUGGACAACAAUGAUGGCAGACAUACUUUUGCAGAUUAUGCAACUGUUGUUGGCCCUUACCAUUUUAACAGCAUUGCAAAGCCAAUGGUCAACGCCACAAGCAUGGAGAUGAAGCCUACGUUGAUCCAUCUAGUAAAGAGCAACCAGUUCAAUGAAUUGUCCAAUGAAAGUCCAUAUGAACAUCUGACCACUUUUAAUGAAAUCUGCAACACUGUGAAGUUGAAUGGAGUGUCAGAUGAUGCUAUCAGAUUAAGUUUGUUUCCUUUCUCACUACGAGGCAACGCUAAAUUGUGGAAAAGCACUGAAGCUGCUAUAAGGAGCUUGGAGAUGCAGGUUGGUCAAAUGGCCAAGAAGUUGGAGGAGAUGCCUAUCAGAAGUUUUGGGGCUAAUACUGAAGUUAACCCCAAAGAAGAAUGUAAGGUUAUUAUUGGUGGUCCUGAAGUCAAACCUGCAAGGAUGACUCUGUUUAUGUUUGAUGGAUCCACUAAAAGGCCCUAUGGUAUUGUGGAAUAUGUGAUGGUUCACAUUGAAAAUCUCAGAUUCCUGGUAGAUUUUGUGAUAAUGGAGAUGGGGGAAGAUUUGGAGAUCCCUAUUAUUCUUGGAAGGCCAUUCAUGAAGACAACCAAGAAUGGCCACGACAGAUUUGCGAGAUCUCUCGAGUUCACUUUAGCAGAUAUGCGAAGAAGAGAGAGCGAAGAAUUGCGAGAUACGGGGUGCAUAACGAGUAGUAUAUCCAUGGCGGAUAAGGAACUGCACAUUGUUGUGUUUCCAUGGCUAGCCUUUGGACACAAUGUUCCAUUUUUGGAGCUUGCAAAGCUCAUAGCUCAAAAGGGUCACAAAAUUUCUUUCAUUUCCACACCUAAAAACAUCAAUCGCCUCCCUAAACUACCUGAAAAUCUGAAACCUUGGUUGCAUCUGAUAGAAUUCCCACUCCCCCACGUUGAAGAACUCCCUGAAAAUGCAGAGAACACGCUGGACACUCCUCCGCACUUGGUUCCAUACCUCUUCAAGGCUUACGAUGGUCUUGAAGAACCUUUGACUGAAUUUCUGGAGAAGAGCACCCCGGAUUGGGUCAUAUGCGACUUUGCACCACACUGGCUGCCCCCACUGUCUUCCAAGCUAGGUAUCCCAUGCAUAUUUUUUUCUUGUUUUGCUGCAUGUGCUUCGUCUUUUGGUUUGGAGUUGUUUAAGGGAAAGAAGAGUAUGGAAUCUGCGGAAGCCAAGCUUUUGCAUGAUGGGUAUAAGAGGACGCAAGUGGGUCAGAGUUAUCAGCCUAAGGAAGUGAAUCGGUUCUUUGAAACCCUGAAAGGUGCUCAAGUUUUCGCUACAAGAAGCUGCAUGGAGAUUGAAGGUGAGUUUGUGAAAUCGCUUGAAAGUUUAUCUGGGAAGUUGGUAAUUCCAAUUGGGUUGCUGCCAGCUUCGCCAGAAGACAGCAAUGACCACAACUGGUACACCAUUCUUAAUUGGUUAGAUAAAUGGGAAAAGGGGUCAGUGAUCUAUGUAGCAUUUGGAACUGAGGUCAAGCUGAGUGAUGAAGACUUCACUGAAAUUUCUGUGGCAUUAGAAUUGUCUGGUUUUCCUUUUUUUUGGGCUUUGAAGAAUCGAAACACCUCAGGUGGUAGUGUUGAGUCACAGGAUUGGAUUGAGAAUGAGUCAAAAAGGGGAAUGAUUUGGAGAACAUGGGCACCUCAGUCAAGGAUUUUAGCACACAAAUCUGUUGGAGCAUUCCUCACUCACUGUGGUUGGAACUCAGUGAUAGAGGGUCUCCAAGUGGGGUGCCUACUUGUAAUGUUGCCCUUCCAAUAUGAUCAAUGGUCGAAUGCUAAGUUUAUGGAGGAGAAGAAGGUAGGGGUUAAAGUACACAGAAAUGAGCAUGAUUCCAAGUUCACUAGGGCUUCAGUGGCCAAGGCACUGACAUCAGUGAUGUCGGAAGAGGAAGGGAAAUAUCUUAGAAAAGAAGCACAAGAGAUGAGUAAAAUAGUUGGGGACAAACAACUGCAACUAAAAUAUGUGAAUGAGUUUGUUGAUUACAUGAAAAACAAUAGGUCUGGCUAUAAUUAGUAUAAUGGCAAGUUGUAUUAAAGGAAGACUUUGAUUUUCUCUUAGAGUUUGCCAAUCUAGGAGCAACUCAGUCCAACUUAGAAGUGAACCAAGAAGCCUACCUAUCUUUACAAUACUUUUUCUAUAUUAGUUAUGUCUUCGUUUUUUCUUAAAUUAGUCAGAUUUCCCUUCAAGAAUAUGCUGCCAAGAAAUAAUGUCUGCAAAAUGAGGAACGUUAGUUUGUCAGAAAGACG